Messenger RNA from Microdochium trichocladiopsis, 3024 nucleotides. Its product is annotated as kinase-like domain-containing protein. Gene Ontology annotation, molecular function: protein kinase activity; ATP binding; protein binding. Lineage: Eukaryota; Fungi; Ascomycota; Sordariomycetes; Xylariales; Microdochiaceae. The transcript has 3 exons. Gene Ontology annotation, cellular component: spindle pole body; centrosome; nucleus. Gene Ontology annotation, biological process: regulation of protein localization to mitotic spindle pole body; mitotic cell cycle; regulation of cytokinesis. The record is from RefSeq and is a predicted model, not a curated record. Bases 1 to 3024 code for a protein of 1007 amino acids.
AUGGCGGACAGAGUCUCGGCGGCAAAGCACGGUCUUGAUUCUGACGCGUUAACUCCCCGCGACGUCAACGUCCAGCGCCCACCCAAAGCACAGGAGACCGCCGCAAAGGUCAAAGCAGCCCUGGCGUCCAAGCAGACCCAGAAGGACAAGGAGCACCCGCCUCCGCCUCCGCCCAUUGUCUACGAGCCUCCCAGCUCAGACCGCAAGGAUGGAGCCUCUUACCAGGUUGGCAAGAUGCUCGGCAAAGGCGGGUUUGCCAUUUGUUAUGAAGGCUAUCUCAAUAAGAAGCGUUACGCCCUCAAAAUCGUCCGAAGCAAAAUGGCCCCAAAAAUGGAGCAGAAGUUCCAAACCGAGCUCCAGAUUCACUCCAAGAUGAGGCACCAGAACAUUGUGCACUUCCUGAGAGCAUUCUCGGCGGAUGCCUGCACGUACCUCGUGCUCGAGCUGUGCCCGAACGGAUCCCUUAUGGAUAUGGUCAAGCGUCGAAAGGGCCUGACCGAGCCCGAAGUGCGAUUCUACUCCAUUCAAAUUGCUGGUGCGAUUAGAUAUAUGCACAGCAAAGGCAUCAUUCACCGAGACCUGAAAAUGGGCAACAUCUUCCUCGACCGGCAGAUGAAUGCCAAGAUCGGCGACUUUGGGCUGGCCGCAUUGCUCGUGACAGGCAAGGAUAUGCAGACAAUCCGCCGCACCACGCUCUGCGGCACUCCAAACUACAUUGCCCCUGAAAUUCUCGAAAAGGGCAAGAAAGGCCAUGACCACAUGGUCGAUCUCUGGAGUUUGGGCAUCAUCAUGUUUGCCAUGCUGACUUCGAAGCCUCCCUUCCAGUCGUCCACAACCGACGAGAUUUACAGGCGAGCAAGAAACCGUGAUUACGAGUGGCCAACGCCAGAGACAUCAAACAAGUAUAUCUCGCAAGAAGCCAAAGACUUGGUGGCGUCCAUGCUCGAAGAGCCAGACCACCGCCCAGAGCCUGAUGUUAUUGUUCAGCACGACUUCUUCCUCUCUGGCCACAUUCCGACACCCGAAGAGAUCACUCCCAAGCUGCGCGACUACCCUCCGGAUGCGGAACGUUUCUAUGCGACCGAGCUGACACCUCAAAUGGCAUCAUACAACCUGCGGAUACUCAAGGAUAUGUGCAGAGCAUGCGAGGUCGGUCCGUGGGCUGGUGAGAGGCCCACGCCUAAAAGCACGUGGAGAGAAAUGGCCCUUGAGGAGAAGGCAGGCCUGACUCCCAUCAUCCCCCUGGCCGAAGGCAUUGUUUAUAGGCCCUUUGACGAAGUGAGGAGGGAGCAGAGGCUCCUCGAUGGUCCCAUUGUUGGUCCUAUGCAGGCGUCCGUCCGCCAUGGGGAGACCUCCGCAGCGGUGCACGACGGUCCAUCUGGCCUCCUUCGUGCACCUCCCCAAAGCUUUGCGGCCCAACAAAGAGCUCAGAACAAGCCCGCGAAGACAAACACCGCCUUGCGCUCGCAAACGAUGGCGGAAGAACCAACGGCGCCUGCCGUGACAGCUGGAAGUCUCCGCACUCGUGCAAGACGGGAGCUCAACACGAGCUCUACUGCGAAUGACGUCCUGGCCAAGCCGGCUUCAAAACCGACCGUCAGGACAUCGGCCUCGCGUUCUAGACCAAUUGAGACUCGCACGAGGACCCUGGAUGGUGUCUCCAACAAUGUCUUUCCUGUAAUCGAGGAGAAGAGCUCGAGCACUGAACGUAUUAGGGCCAUUCCGGAGCCAUCACAGCAAUCUGGGGCGCUUCCUGCAGAGCCACCAUUGGGAACUUUGUUUGGUCCGGACGAGCGCAGAAUGUCAGUCCCGACAACAAAGCCAGACAUUGUACUUGAGCGCCUGUCGCGACUGCAGGCCGAGCUGGAGAGAGCCCUAAACUCUCGCUCCAUGGCCGUCAUGGGCAAGAGCCCACCACCUUCCUCACCUCAUAUUGUCGUGAAAUGGGUCGACUACUCCAACAAGUUUGGCCUCGGUUAUAUCCUCAACGACGGAGGUGUUGGGUGCGUCCUCCGGAGCAUCCCGGGGAGCGCGAGGGGGGGCAAAACGGUGACUCUCCCACCCUCGUGCAUUCUCGUGCGCGAGGCUGAACAACAUUGCGCACGCCGGCACGAUCCUGGCUACCCGGAUCGCCAUCAGAUUGUGCCCAUGGCCAAUUCGGUUCAGUUCUACGAAAACAACGGUGCAGGAGGCAUAUCGACCGUGUUUGUCAACCCCUCACAAUUCAGAAUCACGAUCAACGAGGAUGGCACGCCCAGCAAAGUGCCAGUUGGGCGAGACAUCUACGACUAUCGGAAGCGUGAGCUUCUUAUUCUAUGGAAGAAGUUUGCGAAUUACAUGAUGGCAUAUGGUCGGGAUCAAGAGGUAUCUGAGGAUUCUGGCUCUAUCCACGCACCGAAGACAGACGCAGUGCAGUCGAUGCCGCCGAGCGAUGUAGUGACAUUCUACCAGCGCAUCGGUGAUGUCGGUUGCUGGGUUUUCGCAGACGGUCACUCCCAGUUCAAUUUCCCUGAUCACACGAAGAUCGUUCUUGAUGCCGAAGGGACGUGGUGCCACUUCUGGCACCUUCCCCAAGAGGCAGCAGAGAAGCUUGCAGCAACCGGCGAGCUGGACGAGUCUGCGCUGGAUGACCGUGCCGUUCUGUCGUACCCUUUGCAGACACUUCUCAAUUUCGCGACCAAGCCUGCAGUCCGACCUGUCCGCAACACGACGCGUAAGCGGCCUGAAAUCAACCCAAUGCUUCAAGGUAUCCCCGCGGCGAAUCACUUUCGCCAGAAGAUUGAGUUCAUCCGGGGCAUUAUCCGCGAAUGGGUGAUGAACGGUGGUAUCGGAAAUAGCCGGAUGUCCCGUGAACAUCGGCAGCAAUGGACGGGCUGUCGUGAGACGGUCCACAGUGGUCCAAGCAAGCAUGUAUGGGUUACCAUUGGCGCAAGAUGGGGUGACGAAAGAUACUCGGCCAUGGUCGACCCCAAACGCCCCGGCGAGCUAGGGGAGGAAGUUGAGUCGAAGAGGAGUUCUUCAUGA